GUUUGCCCGGAGCUCAAGAAACGAUUCUACAACUUUUUUUCUCGUCUUCGUUUCACUUAGAACAACUUCUUCCUCUUCUUCUCUCUCGGAACCCUUUGGCUCGAUUUGAUUACUUCUCUUCAGUAAGGGUUUAAAAAAAAAGAUGAAGCUUGAUACAAGUGGGUUCGAGACCUCCAUGCCUACGAUUGGAUUCGGAUCGAGCGAUGAUACGCUUGAUGGGUUUUCUACUGUGCCCUCCUUUGAUCUUCCCCGCACUACUGAUUUCGAUGGGUUUCAGAAAGAGGCUGUACAGAUGGUGAAGCCAGCGAAAGGAACAACCACACUCGCUUUUAUCUUCAAGGAAGGUGUCAUGGUCGCUGCUGAUUCUCGUGCUAGCAUGGGUGGAUAUAUCUCGUCACAAUCUGUGAAGAAGAUUAUUGAGAUCAAUCCUUAUAUGCUUGGGACGAUGGCUGGAGGAGCUGCUGACUGUCAAUUUUGGCACAGAAACCUUGGAAUUAAGUGCCGUCUACAUGAACUGGCAAACAAGAGGAGAAUCUCUGUUUCCGGAGCUUCAAAGCUUCUCGCAAACAUGCUCUACUCAUACCGUGGAAUGGGACUUUCAGUCGGCACGAUGAUUGCUGGAUGGGAUGAAACUGGUCCUGGACUAUACUAUGUGGACAACGAAGGAGGAAGACUCAAGGGAGACAGGUUUUCAGUCGGUUCUGGUUCACCAUACGCUUAUGGUGUACUUGACAGCGGGUACAAAUUCGAUAUGUCAGUUGAAGAAGCAUCUGAGUUAGCAAGGAGAUCAAUCUACCAUGCCACAUUCCGUGAUGGAGCCAGUGGUGGAGUUGCUAGCGUGUACCACGUGGGACCAAAUGGGUGGACGAAACUGUCAGGAGAUGAUGUUGGGGAGCUGCAUUAUCACUACUACCCCGUGCCGCCAGCCACUGCGGAACAGGUCAUGGAGGAAGCAGCCGCCGAGUAAUGAGCCCCCUUUUAGUUCACAAGUCAUUCACUCUCUAGCUUGAUAAACUUUGGUUUUUAACUAUAAGAUUCUCCUUUUUAUCUGCAAAUGCAUACUCUUUGUUUGUUGAGAUGAAGCAGCUCUGUUUCAACCAUAUGAAAUUAGGGGAACCUGUGAUUGGUUUGCACAAUUUGAUUAGUCAAGCUUUUA
Molecule: messenger RNA, 1156 nt
Organism: Raphanus sativus (radish)
Lineage: Eukaryota; Viridiplantae; Streptophyta; Magnoliopsida; Brassicales; Brassicaceae
Product: proteasome subunit beta type-5-B
Exons: 8
Coding region: 143-967 (274 amino acids)
Cellular component (GO): proteasome core complex
Molecular function (GO): threonine-type endopeptidase activity
Source: RefSeq, a predicted model, not a curated record